UUAUCCGUUUUUUUUUCUUUCCUUUAAAUAUACAAAAGUGAGUACUAUAUGUAUUUAAACAGACGUUAUGUGAAGGGAUACUUUUUCGUUGAUGUUAUUAGCUCAGUACCAUACAUGUGGUUUUAUCCAACACUUAUUUUACCGCCUGGUCUACAUUCAAAUUCUGCAUUACUUAUCUUCGAAAUUUUGCCUAUCUUGAAAUUAAUUCGUAUACCUACAGUACGACAAAAUGUUCAACAGAUCAAUGCGAGUUUUAGGAUUUCUCAAGUUCAACAUAUAACAAUAUGGCUGAUUAUUUUAACAUUAUUAAUUUUUCACUGGAGUAGCUGUAUAACUUACAUAUUCCCCUAUAUCAUCAUGCAUGUACAAGAGAAAACGAUGGAAAGUUCAGAUGCAUAUUAUUUUUCGACAAAACUUCAUGAUAAGUCUGACUGGGAAGAGUAUUUAGUAUUUGUGCAUAUUGGUGUGAGUAAUUUGAUCGGCUCUAAUUUUAUGGAAUUUAAUCAGUUUGGUACUUUGGAUACAGUAAUAAGAUGCAUACUUCUACUCUUGGGAAAAGGCUACAUAAUUUACCUGAUUGUUACGAUCCUACAACUCUUGGAAUCAUCGGCAAAACCAAAGCUCAAAUAUCAACAAACCAUGCACGAAGUGAAAGAAUACAUUCGUCAGAAUAAACUUCCAUUAUAUUUACAAGACAAAUUAAUUUUCUAUUAUAAAUAUCGUUACCCAGACAAUUUAUUCAAGGAGAAUAUUAUAUCUGACACUCUUUCGGACCACUUAAAUGAAGAAAUUCUAUUCCAAAGCUGCCCAAAAUUGCUAGAUAUCACAAUUCUUCAUAAUUUACCCCGCAAUAUCCUUGGUAAUUUAACAAACUCAUUGAAAAUGGUGAUAUAUCUUAAGGAAGAUGUAAUUUACAAAGCUGACUCUGAAGGUGAUUGCAUGUAUUUUAUAGCCAGUGGAACUGUCGCAUUGAUCACAUUUUCCGGAAAAGAAAUUUGUCAUCUUCGUGAUGGUGAUUAUUUUGGCGAGGCUAGUUUGAUUUAUUCCAAUAAACGCAGAGAAGAAUCAGUUAUUGCCUUAGAAGUGUGCGAACUGCUUCGCUUGUAUCGUCGUGAUUUCAGGCGUCUUUUUACCACAAAUUCGGAGUUUUAUAAUAAUCUGGAGCAUAUUGCGCAAGAACGUUCAAGAAAAAUAAAAAAGUUAAAAGAAUAGAAGAAAGUCGAAGUUGAAAGAUAAAUCAAAUGAUUAAGCAGUAUAUAGUU
Vollenhovia emeryi is the source of this 1262-nucleotide messenger RNA. Its product is annotated as potassium/sodium hyperpolarization-activated cyclic nucleotide-gated channel 1-like. The transcript is spliced from 7 exons. The record is from RefSeq and is a predicted model, not a curated record. NCBI's taxonomy places the organism in Eukaryota, Metazoa, Arthropoda, Insecta, Hymenoptera, Formicidae. Bases 49 to 1212 code for a protein of 387 amino acids.